GCCAAAUGGACUGUUCCAUUUUCAUUGUCUGGUAGCGGUUCUUCAAAAUUGCAAUUUAAGAUGUCGUCUACCGCUGGAAAGAAACGUGUUUGUUACUAUUAUGAUGGUGACAUUGGCAACUACUACUAUGGCCAAGGUCAUCCCAUGAAACCUCAUCGUAUACGAAUGACUCACAACCUUCUGCUUAAUUAUGGAUUGUACAGAAAAAUGGAAAUAUAUCGCCCCCACAAGGCUGUACAAGAAGAGAUGACAAAGUACCAUAGUGAUGAUUAUAUCAAAUUUUUGCGGACAAUCAGGCCAGAUAAUAUGUCAGAGUAUGCUAAACAGAUGCAGAGAUUCAAUGUUGGUGAAGAUUGUCCUGUAUUUGACGGCCUUUAUGAAUUCUGCCAGCUCUCCGCUGGAGGAUCUGUCGCCGGUUCUGUCAAGCUUAACAAACAGCAGACAGACAUCGCUAUUAACUGGGCCGGUGGCCUUCAUCACGCCAAGAAGUCGGAGGCUUCAGGGUUCUGCUACGUCAACGACAUUGUUCUGGCCAUUUUAGAACUUCUCAAAUAUCACCAGCGUGUACUAUACAUCGACAUUGACAUCCAUCAUGGCGAUGGCGUUGAAGAAGCUUUCUACACAACCGACCGUGUUAUGACCGUGUCAUUUCAUAAGUACGGGGAGUACUUCCCUGGUACUGGAGACCUCAGGGAUAUUGGAGCUGGGCGUGGCAAGUAUUACGCCGUAAACUUUCCACUCAGAGAUGGUAUUGAUGAUGAAUCCUACGAACAGAUCUUUGAACCGGUUGUAGCAAAAGUGAUGGAGAUGUAUCAGCCAAGUGCUAUUGUGUUACAGUGUGGAGCUGACUCACUCUCAGGUGACAGACUUGGUUGCUUCAACAUUACACUCAAAGGUCACGCACGUAGUGUUGAGUACAUGAAGAAAUACAAUCUACCAUUGUUAAUUCUCGGUGGAGGUGGCUACACAAUUCGCAAUGUUGCUCGAUGUUGGACUUACGAGACUGCUGUCGCCCUGAAUGUAGACGUAGCAAAUGAACUUCCAUACAACGAUUAUUUUGAGUACUUUGGACCAGACUUUAAACUUCACAUCAGUCCAUCGAAUAUGACCAAUCAGAAUACGACUGACUACCUGGACAAAAUCAAGACCAGAUUAUUCGAGAAUCUGCGCAUGAUCCCACACGCACCAGGAGUUCAGAUGCAACCCAUCCCAGAAGACGGUAUGCCAGAGGAUAGCGACAACGACGAUGAGGAUCCAGAUAAACGCAUCUCCAUCAUGUCUCGUGAUAAACGUAUUGCAUGUGACGAGGAGUUUUCGGACAGCGAAGAUGAAGGGGAAGGUGGAAGGAAGGAUCACAGGUCCCAUAAACGAAAACCGAAGACGGAGGAUAAAACAGAUGGAAAGAAAGAGGAAGGAGCUUCAAAGGAAGGCAGGGCCUCACCAGCAGUAGUCAAGGAUGCUGCUAAGGUGUCAGAACAAGCUAAAAAAGACUCUGAGGCUAGCAAGUCAAAGGCAGAGGAUAAGCCUGAUGCUGGGGAUGUAAAGAUGGAUACAGGUGAUUCAAGCCAAACAAAGGAGCAGAGCAAAACCACUGAGAGUGCAGAGGCCAGUAAACCAAGCUCAGCCCCACAGCAACCACCUCCACCAGCAGACCCCAAGAUGGAACACUGAACUCAUCAUCGUCGCUAAUCACACGCUAAAGCACGCUGAACAUGUUCCUCACACGUCACAUGAAUUGCCAACAAGAAGAAAAGAAUCGCAAUGUUGACUUGCAUUUAUUAAAUAAUAGAAACACCUAAUGAUGGCAUAUUUGGUGAUUGUGCAACUUUCCAUUUUUAACUGCGAGCCAGCCAGGCAAGCCAAACGUUGGAAUUUCAUACCAAUUUCACUAUUUAUAUUAUUGGAAUGCCCAUAAAAUUAUGCAAUUUCAAUAAUGUAAGCAGUAAUUCCAAUAAAAUUCCGUUUUAUGUAGUUGGGCAAAAAUUGUAGUGAGGUCCUAAAUUUAAGCUUUGUAGCAAACAAAAUUCCAUUUUGAAACAAAUUCAUGAAAUGUACAAAAUAAAUUGGUUAGGGAUUCAGAACAAGCAGCGCCCUCUACUGUUGUACAAGUGCAGAUUAUUUUUUUCUGGCACAACAUUGAGGUGCUCAUGUACGUUAAGCCCCACAAUGGAAUUAAUGUGGAAAUGUAUGUGAUUUUUGCCUGUUGAAAUUGUAUUUAUAUCUGAAGAUUUAUUAUCCAGGAUGGAAUACAUGUUAUUGUCUAGUAAUUAUUUCUACUGUACAUAUCUAACCUUAUUCGUAUAAUGUAAUAGCCUUUGUUUUGAUAUUAUAUUAUUAUCCACAGUUGUGAAGAUUGUAACUCAAUACCUGUAUCCCAGACAACUAGCAUAGUGGCUUGCAAAAAACCCUGUAAAAUACAUAGGUUUUCUUUAGAUCUUAACAUUGACAUUUUUUAUCGAUAAAAUUAUUUUUUCAAUGUCAUGGUAUAAACCGCAACAACAUGCAGUAAGAGAUACUCACCUUUUAUGAUUUUUAAAAUGCUUUAGACAAUCUAGUGUGGUUUAAGGUGCAGUAUUAGUAUAAACUUUGAGGGGAGGGGGAUUAGGGCUUAUCUAUGGGAACAUUUAUUGUACACCUUUUUUUCCAAACUUUUCAGUUAUCUGCCCGUUAAAUAAAAUCUUGCAUACAUCAAUUGCUUUAUUCUCCAUUAAUUAUAGAUGUGCUUUACUAAUUGUAGUGUUUUUAAACUAAAAAAACAAGGAAUUUUUAACUCUUAAUUCCUUUGUAUUAGGUAAGUUAAUGGACAUUAUUCACCCAGAAACAAAACAAAAAACUGAAGCCUGAAACAAAAAGUAGGAUGUCGUAUUAUUUUGUCUCCAGGGAUACUACACUUUCAUUUACGAUUCAAAGCAAAUGUUAGGUUUUUGUAUUGUAUAUUAAUAAUCUGAUGACAGUGGUGCUUUCCCACAGCACUUAAUAUCUUACCCUAGGUUCAGUAAUGAAUAUUCAUUAGCUGGAGGCUCAUAUAUGAAUAGUCAUUAACUAUAAUUAUAUAAUUAUAGUAUAAUUAUUUUAAAAUAAUUAUAUUAUUAUAUUAUUUGUCUCUCUUGGUGAACAUUGUUUAUGCAUUCUGUAUUUUGAGUAUUUUUCAAAAAUAGUCCAGAAAUAAAUGUUUCGAAAAAAA
Messenger RNA from Anneissia japonica, 3184 nucleotides. Its product is annotated as histone deacetylase 1-like. Bases 61 to 1671 code for a protein of 536 amino acids. Gene Ontology annotation, molecular function: histone deacetylase activity. The transcript is spliced from 12 exons. The record is from RefSeq and is a predicted model, not a curated record. Lineage: Eukaryota; Metazoa; Echinodermata; Crinoidea; Comatulida; Comatulidae.